AUUUUACGUACGUAUUUAUUUGCGCUAUAUUUUUAUUCUUCAAGAUUCCCUUGAAAUUGAUUAAAAUACAGCAGGUUAAUUAGCCUAGAAUGAAAAAUAAAAGAUCUGUAAAGCAGGAGAAGCAACAGAACAACGGAGGUAAGAAAAGAAUAACGAGACGGAGAAGAGGGAAAGGAAAAAAGAACAAAAAUAAAUUAAAUGAAUCACCAACAACGUCAAACAACAUCCAACAGCAUCAAAAUUUCAACAAUAGUCAGUUCAGAAAGAAAGUCCCAAAAAUGGAUCUUCGUCCACUAAAGCGUUUAAAUCGAGGCUUAAAUAAUUUUCAUCAAAAAACUCCUAGAGUCAAAAAACGACCUAAUCGAACUUUGAAGAAAAUGCGAAACAAUCAAGCUAAUCCAAGCUUCCUGGAUGCACUCAGUGAAUAUAAAAGAGUUAGGGUCAUGAACCGUCAAAAUGCUCCGUCAACAUCUAAAGACAAUCAGGAGAACCUCAAAGCUUAUCAAUCAGUCACAAUCAUUAGUGAUGAUGACCUAGAAGAUGGAGAGAUAAUCGAGGAUAAAGUCACGCAAUAUGUAAGCUUAAUAGCUGAUAGCUUCAAGGAAGUUGAACGUUCAAAAAUGAUUAAAGACAAGAAAUCUCCUGAUUCGAGUUAUGAGAAUCAGCCAAUAUUUUAUGUCGAUAAGUCAGCAGACAGUUUCUCGGAAGUUCCACUUUAUAAGCCAUUGACAGGCUCGUUUGUUCAGCCAAUGGAAGUAGAUGAUUCUGUUAUUGUUGUUAACGACACGCAUUCAAAUUCAGAUGAUUCAGUGAUUAUAAUUGAAGAUAAGUCACCAAUUAAGCAACCAAAUUUUACUGCUGGAAGUGAUUUUAUUGCAUUAUCGCCAAUUCCACAUGAAUUAACUAAAUUGCCCGAAAUGUCAAGCAAGGAGAAACGCAGGGAGAGACAAAAGGCUAGAGUCAAGACUUGGAAACAAAAGAAAAUGGUUGAAAAAGUCCUGGAACUUCAAUCGAAUGGAUUGCUGGAUGGAAUCGCACCUAUAAGAGUGUCAAACACUAAUAAUGGAACUUCUACAAUUAAUAAUUUACAUGCCAUACCUAAACCUACAAAUUUGCCAUCAACAUCACAAGAUAUUCCAACAUUAUCGCAAGUCGUCCAAUCAAUGAACAAUCCAGUUCAAACUGUGACUUUAAAUCCAUCAAGCAUGUUUAGACCGCAAUUAAAUACAGCACCAGUUAUGCAUUCUACGCCAGUAACUGUAAAGCCACCAAUAGAACGUGAAAAGCGUAAAAUUUUGAUUGACGGGAGUAAUGUUGCUAUGGGAUUCACAGCUUCAGAAAUUGGUAAGAAAGCAAUGGGUAAUGAUUAUAGGGAAUUUUCAGCCGAAGCACUAAAGCAAGUAGUAACAUAUUUUGAGGAUAAAGGAUUUCAAGUUAAAGCAGUCGUUCCUGAAUUUCGAGUUCGUCGCGAUAAAUCAUCGAAUCAUGCAUUAAUGGUGGAACUACUUGAAGCCAGUAAACUUAUCACGACUCCUUCGAAAUCUUAUGAUGAUCUUAUACUUUUGGAAUCUGCAGCAAAGCUUAAUGCAGCUAUUGUUAGCAAUGACUUGUUCCGUGAUGUAAAGAAUAUAAAAAAGUCUCAAAAGGAUGUAAUGGAAGUGAUAGAUAAGCGGCAAAUUAGAUACAAUUGGGUGUUUGGGGAGUUUAUCCUGGCUGACGAUCCCUAUGGACGUGCUGGGCCAAAGCUGGAUGACAUUUUAUUUAAGUAACGGUUUACCAAACAAUUCGUUUUUAUUUUUUAAGCAUUACUAGUUAUCAUUUUACUAUUUUUUUUGGGGGACAUAAACUGUUAUGAAGGAUAUUAGAGUGUAAUAAAGAAGUGUUUAAUCAUUUAUAAUGAUUUCUAAUAAA
This is a messenger RNA of Chironomus riparius, 1911 nucleotides long. The record is from the annotation of a GenBank genome assembly. Lineage: Eukaryota; Metazoa; Arthropoda; Insecta; Diptera; Chironomidae.